CGUGCGUCUAUCAAACAUCAUGGCCGACAAAGACAUCACAUUUGUUGUCAGUAUUGAUGGAGAGGAGCAUCACGUCAUAGCAUCAGCAACCCUUGUAGAGGCCCUGGAUUCAGAUGACCGUUCAACCAGGCAACAUGCCUAUGAGUACAUUUUAUCUGUACUGAGGCAAGGGAAGACAAGUGCUGGUACUCCUAGUGAUGGUGGUGGCGGUGGUGGUGGGGGAGAGUCUCUGCCUGAGAACCAAAGACCAGAAAAAGAUACUUCCAGUACUACAUGGACAAGAUCUCAAACCCUGCUCCUGCUUGAACUGUACAAAGCAAAUGUAGAUAAGUUCAACAACCCCCUGUUGAAAAAAAAAUUGUGGGAAGAACUGUGCCAAUCCCUUAACAGUAAAGGUUACCAUUUUAAUAGCAAGCAUGUUGAAGGCAGAUGGAAGACCAUCGUGGCAGCUUAUCAUUGAGCUAAAGACAGCAACAGAGCGACGGGAGCAAAGAGAACAUCCUUUGAAUUUAAAGCAGAAUUGGACUAUAUUCUAGGGGAAAGGCAUGAUACUUCUCCAGCAUAUACAAUUUCAAACUAAGAAAGUGCUUCUAGUUCAUCAGCAUGUACAGGAGACUCGGAGGAAGACACUGACUCAGGUGAAGAACCCAAUGUUAAAGAUACAGUAGUUGAACCGACAAGAAAAAGCUCUUCAAAUCAAAUAUUGAAAAUUUUGAAACAAUAUGGUGAAGAGGAGAAGCAGAGAGAACAAGCACGUUUAGAUGUAAAUGCAGAAUGAGAAAGUUGAUUUAGUAAAAAAUCUUAUUGACAUGAUGAAACAGAAACAAAAACUUUUAAAAUUUCAAUACAUAUAUACAAAACUGACCCUCUCAAACAAAGUUUACAAUUGGGUAUAUUGGAGUCACUCAGUCUGUCAGUUUGCUCGCUGUUUGUUUGCAUAUGUUUUAAGUUUGUGAAGUAAACCUCUAAAUUUUGUUAUGCGAUUUAAAUGAGGAAACUUAAAAUAUGUCAUCAUAAAAUUUAGAUAUACGACACACGUUUUCCAUGUCCAUUAAUCCACAUGUUCCUGACUUAUUUGACCUUGAAUUUUCUCAUAGCACUUCAUGGUGAAUCAAACCCAGCACGUUAACGAGCAAAAGCUUAUGCAAUAACACUACUAAAAUGGAUUCUCAAAAUGUCCUGAUGUAUUUGUUCUCAAUUAUCAGGCAGUGCAAGACCUAAAAAAAUAAUUGACAAAAGGCACAACCCUUCACUUAUACCUUUUAUUUUAGUUCUACACCCAUCCAUUAACAAAAUUUAUUUGAGGGGGGAUAUCAAUUCAACGAAUUUGCUUGUGUUUACAUGAGUGGAAGUUAUAGACAAAAGAUGAAUGUGGGGGGGGGGGGGGUAUCUGUACUCCACUGGCACGUGUUAAGUAUUGUUUAUUAGUCCCCUACCGGUUUCACCGGAGGGGACUUAUGAUUUGCGCUCCGUGUGUCAGUAAUUCUGUCAAUCUGUCUGUCUGUCUGUCACACAUUUCUGGAUUCUGCGAUAACUUUAGAAGUUCUUAAUAUUUUUUCAUGAAACUUGGAACAUAUGUCCAUAUGGACAUUAUGCACGUCAUUUCAUUAUGUUCCUACGUCAAAAAUUCUGGUUGCUAUGGCAACAAAUAGACUAGAAAUACUGCUGAAAUGGUGGUUUUCUGGAUCCUGCGAUAACUUUUAAAGUUCUUAAUAUUUUUUCAUGAAACUUGGAACAUGGAUAGAUGGCAAUAUGGACAUUAUGCACGUCAUUUCAUUUUGUUCCUUCGUCAAAAAUUCUGGUUGCUAUGGCAACAAAUAUAUCAAAUAUAUAUUAAAAAAAACUGAAAAUGGUGGAAUUUCUGACAAUGGUGGAGCCGGUAGGGGACUUAUAUUGCCCGACAAUAGUCUUGGCCUAGUUUUACUAGUUUCAUUGGAUGGAAUCCAUUUAAUUUAUAGUUGUAAGCUCACCUGAGGAUUUUUUUUCUUCAAGCACCAUUUUUUUCAACUGGAUUUUUUUUCUUCAAAAUAAGACCCGCAUUAGGGUGAUAUGUUUAACAGAAAAUGCAAGGAUUUGUUCAAGUGACACUCAUAGAUUGAUAACCUAACACAACAAUUCUUCUCAAGUGAGUGCUUUAGUUCAAGUAGCCUCCAUUAAUUAAAAUGUUCUUUUGCCUGCCCUUUUAAUAAAGGUAAUACAUGUACAGAUUUCAAUCUGUUUGAACAUUUACAUGUGUAUUCUAUAUUUGUCUAGAGCAGGGGAUCAGAAAAUAGUUACCUGUUCAUAAGUUUUGCUUUUACUUUGUUAAAUAUAAGGAAACAUUUUGAUCUUAUAUUUUUGAAUAUGUUGUUUACAAUGACAGCUAGUCAUAGUGGCAGACAGCCAUGUGAUACUCAAACAGGUUGUGAUGGAAUUUGACACUUAAAGCAAAAAUAUAUCUAACAUUCGAUCAUCAGCUCAAGUAUGGAAUAAUUACUUUGUGAUGAUUAGAAGUGAUCUAUGGAUUUCAAUGAAAGUAAACCAAUAAAAACAAACACAAUACCUUUAUAUUGAUAUGUAAUAAUUACUAAUGUCAUCAUCAUAGACAUUCUGAACAUAAAUACCUUAAACAAAGGUCAACUAUAUAAUAUUAUGUUUCCAUGUUUUUUUUUCUAGAUACAUGCAUGUUAAGGCAAUUAUUCUUUGUGUGCAGUUCUGAAUAUAUUUUAACUACAAUUCCAGGUUAAACAUUUGCAUUCCAAUUAUAAAUUGCAUGCAUGCAACUUUUUUCACUGCAGUAAGAAGCUUCCAACACUUAAGCAUUUUGCUUUCACUCAAAUAAUGAAAUAAGUGUCAAAUUCCAAAUUAAGGAUGAUAUUAUUAUUAUUGUUGUUGUUGAUUUUUGUUUAAAGAUAUUUUAUCUUUUUGUUAGGUAAUUUGCUAUAAAAGUGGAACAGCAA
Molecule: messenger RNA, 2939 nt
Organism: Dreissena polymorpha
Lineage: Eukaryota; Metazoa; Mollusca; Bivalvia; Myida; Dreissenidae
Exons: 5
Coding region: 20-460 (146 amino acids)
Source: RefSeq, a predicted model, not a curated record